Messenger RNA from Antechinus flavipes (yellow-footed antechinus), 1539 nucleotides. It is a transcript of the gene CACYBP, whose product is annotated as calcyclin binding protein. Gene Ontology annotation, biological process: heart development. Gene Ontology annotation, molecular function: ubiquitin protein ligase binding; tubulin binding; S100 protein binding. Gene Ontology annotation, cellular component: nucleus. Lineage: Eukaryota; Metazoa; Chordata; Mammalia; Dasyuromorphia; Dasyuridae. The coding region runs from base 111 to 800 and encodes 229 amino acids. The transcript has 6 exons. The record is from RefSeq and is a predicted model, not a curated record.
GCGGCGGCGGCGAGAGUAGCAAUCAGAGCCAAGUCCUUGCGGUGCGGGAUCCCCAGGCUUCCCUUCUGCGUGACCGCAGUUUGCGUUGCUCCUGGCGGUGGCGGCAAGCCAUGGCGGCAGCUCUGGAGGAGCUACGCAAAGAUCUGGAAGAAGUAAAGGAGUUGCUGGGAAAAGCCACUAGGAAAAGAGUUCGUGAUGUCCUAACAGCAGAGAAGUCCAAGUUAGAAGCAGAGAUCAAGCACAAGACAAAGCAGAAGGGACAGGAGAAAGGAGAAACUAUUGAUAAUGAGAAACCAGCAGCUGUGGUUGCCCCCAUUUCAGUUGGGUACACAGUGAAAAUCAACAAUUAUGGAUGGGAUCAAUCAGAUAAAUAUGUGAAAAUCUACAUCACCUUAAAUGGUGUUCAACAAGUUCCCCCUGAGAAUGUACAGGUGCAGUUCAAGGAAAGGUCAUUUGAAGUUCUUGUAAAGAAUCUUAAUGGGAAGAAUUACUCUAUGACUGUCAAUAAUCUUUUGAAGCCCAUUUCUGUAGAAGGUAGUUUAAGAAAGAUCAAGACGGAUACAGUUCUUGUAUUAUGCAAAAAGAAGCAGGAACAAAAAUGGGAUUACCUGACCCAGGUGGAGAAAGAAUGCAAAGAGAAGGAAAAAUCUUCCUUCGAUAAUGACACAGAUCCUAGUGAGGGGUUGAUGAAUGUUUUGAAGAAAAUUUAUGAAGAUGGUGAUGAUGAAAUGAAGAGAACUAUUAAUAAAGCCUGGGUAGAGUCAAGGGAGAAACAAGCCAAAGGAGAGAGUGAAUUUUGAGACAAAAGUUCUUUCAGCCACCAAUGUGGAAAUAUCCUUUCCAAUAAGGAACUGUCGCUGAGCUGCACAGAUGCAUUUGACAAGUAUAUUGUUUACACAGCCUUCUUCCAAGCAAAGACCCUGAACUCUUUCCAUUUCAUGCUGGAGGAUUUAUUUAAAAUAAAACAUGCUUAUUUUAAAAACACUUCUUUCAAGGAAAGUUGCCUUAGUGCCCUGUUUAUUUUGUGUGCAAGGAAAAAGGUCAUUGUUUCCUUACUUCAAGUCUUGCUAAUUAAAAAGCUAUAUAUUCAUUAUCUCUGCUGUUCAUCUGCACAAUUAAAGGGAUUGAACCUACAUUCAAAGUAUUCUUGCUUUUCCUUCAAGAUUGGCAUGGAUAUUUAUUCUUGAGUCCUUCAAUUUGGUAUUUUGGAAGCAGCAGGUAUAAAAUGAGUUUAUGAGCUUCAGUUAAUAGAUUAUGGUAUAAAUUGGCCCUUGCUUCUUAAGAAACAGGCAGGGGGAAAUGAAUGUUCAGUUAUUGUUAUGAUGGGUUUAUAAAGAGCACUUGAUUUGAGUUUAAAAGUUUAACUUAAUCAGGUGUCAUCACAAGGCAUGUCUAUAAAUAUUAAAUUACUUUAAAAUAUACAAAAAAUUCACAACUGAGUGAACAAAUGAGCCUAUAAUGGUGAGAACUAAUCUCAAGUUUCUCCUGAAUUUAACAAGUUAAUAACAGUAAUAAAAUAAAGAAAAAAUGACUAGCAAA